UGACAGGGUUCUUCUGUAAACCUUAGCGAGGUUCAGGAUAAAGGUGAUAAGAAAUAUGACGAUUGGGCGUUUAUUGGUGUUUUCAUAAAAUAUUUAUUUGGUGCGUUAUAUGAAACUGCCGUCAAUUAUAAAAAAAAUGUAUUUAUCAUACUAAAAUAUAUUUCAAAAUGUGCAUAAUGCUAAAAUAAUUAUCGGAUCAUAUUAUUUAGUGACACACUUUAAAAUUCUUUAAAUAAUUGUUUAAUCUUGAUUUCACUGAAAUAAGUGAAAUAGUCCUAAUGAAGUCUCUGUUCUUCGAAGUUUAGGCUAAUAAGUACAAUCUAUUCCUAUCACCAAUAAUAAUAUAUGCUUAUUAGUAUCUAAUCGUACCCGCUUGCAUAACCUUAUUCUACUAAUUACGUACUACGCUGGUAUUUCGCCAAAGGUUUUUUUAAGUGACGGGAAUGAGCACUAUUCAUUGCAGUUGUUCUCUUGUGUAUUGAUAAGUAAAUAUCUGACACCUUACCAGCCGGGUUCAAAGUCAGUGGUGCAAGCGGCUUUAGAUAAGGCCCGGCCUCUACUACCAGUGCAACCUCUGCCUUCCAAAGGCAAGAAAGAAGAACAGCGAGGUGUCAAAACCGCAGGCGCACUCAAAAAGGACGCGGAGAAGAAAGGAGCUCCUGCUGUUAAAGGCAAGGUAAGAAAGGAAAAUCUUUAGAUCUUUGUACUCAAAGAUGAUAGAAAGAAAUCAAUGAAACUUGUAGGUGUGUAAAGAAUCUUUGUUAUUUAAGUAGUCAUGAUAAAAUUCUUUUAAAUAAAUAGUAUUUCUCUAAAUUUACAUAGGCUUUAUCAAUGAGACUCUUAGGUGUGUAAAGAAUCUAUUACACUUUUUGUUGAUUGUAGUUGUCAUAUAAUUUUUCAAAAUAAAUCGUUUUCUCUGGACUUACAUUUGGCUAUGAAUAAGAAAAUAUUUUUUAUAAGGCAAUACCUUCUCUGUAUUUUGAUAUUUUUCCAAUUGUCUUAUCAAAACUUAAUCAACUAAUGUUUUAAUAAAUUAGAUGUUUAACUGUAGGGUAUCGCGAAACCAACGUCUGCCUCCAGCCGCGGCAAGAAAGAUGAUGAAGAUUGUUCACCUUUACUGCCGAACAACAAUGCAAAGAACCAACGCAUUAUAGAUGAUCAGAAAUUGAAAGGUAUUUAUUAUAUUACAAUGUCAAUAUUUUGACAUAAAUUCAAUUCACAGAAAAUAUUUCUGAUUGAUUUCAACUGGCAACUCGGUCAACUAACGAAUAAUUACAUUGCGUCAUGUCAGUUUGAUCUCGCUGUAUUAACAGCGCUAAUUGCUAGAUCAUCCAAGUUUUGAUUAUUAUUAAUGCUGUUAUGUUUCAGUGUUGAAAUGGAACUUCACAACGCCCCGUGAAGAGUUCUUCGAACUACUGAAAGAGCAGAUGUCAACGGCCGGACUGAAUAAGCAACUCGUAGCCAACAUGUUCCACAGCGAUUUUAGGUAUUUUUUAUAUAAUACAUCAAAACUGAAGUUUGGUUUGAGAUAAAUGGUAAUACGUAAAUAUAUAUAUAUCUAGAAAGAAAGAAAGAAAGAAAAAGUUUUUAUUGGCCUUUAAAUACAUAAAACAGCACAACACGUGCAACAUUAUUAAAAGAAAGAAAGAAAAAAAAAAACACCACAAAUAUAUAUUGGGUGGCCAACCAGGAGGCUCUCUCAGUGAUAUCUUUUGUGACAGUAAACAUCACAAAAGCACUGAUAUUCUAAGAGUCCCUGUCGUGGAGUGCCGUACUACUUAUAUUUACAACUAACAUCUGUAAAUGGAAAAUGGUAACAUCUAAAUCUGUAAAUCGGGGAGUGCUGCCCGAUGAGGAAUUAUCUAAAAUAAGAAGCCUUUUCCGAUUUUAUUGUAUUACAUAUAGAAAGAUUAGAGUGCACACUCAAAUGACCUUAUAUAUCAAAAUCAUAAUUCUCUGUUCACGUCGUGGAAAAAAUAGUUUUAUUGCGCUAUUUAGAUAUAAAUGAAUCAUUAUUAUAUUGUUACAGAUAUCACCUCAAAGCUAUCGAGGCUCUCUCAGAAGACCUUCAAGACAAUGGGCCUGCGCUAAUGGCGAAUUUAGAUUUAGUACUGAAAUGGUUGACGCUGCGAUUCUUCGACACGAACCCGUCUGUGAUACUGAAAGGUCUGGAGUACUUGUCACUGGUGUUUCAAUACCUGAUGGACAGUGAUUACACGAUGGCGGAGUACGAAGCGAACUGUUUCAUACCGUAUCUCGUUCUCAAGGUGGGAGAUCCUAAAGAUACAGUGCGCAACGGUGUAAAGGCAUUGUUCAGGCAGAUAUGCGUCGUAUACUCUGUGACCAAGUUGUUUGGCUAUUUGAUGGAGGGUCUCAAAUCAAAGAACGCCAGACAGAGAGCGGAAUGUCUGGAAUGCAUCGGCCACCUGUUGGAGACGUACGGCUCGACGGUGAUGUCGCCGACUGGUGGCGCGGCGUUGAAGGAGCUCGCGCGUCACAUCGGCGACAGAGAUAACGCCGUCCGGUCGGCCGCACUCAACUGCGUCGCCUGCGCUUACUUCCUCGAGGGGGAGAAGGUCUACAAGAUGAUAGGACAGAUAUCUGACAAGGACUUGUCUUUGCUAGAAGAGCGCAUAAAACGUGCGGGUAAAAGUCGAAGCGCGGAAGCACGACGCGCUAUGGUUGUACCGCUUUCCGCCACAGGGAAGCCUAUCUUACAACAACCAGAGGUUAAUAUACUCUAAAUACUUUUUUUUUUAAAUUAAGGAACGUACAGCACGAAAAUUUACCUUCUGCACAAAUUAAAAAGAGCAUUAACAAGUGAUUUGUCACUUGUGAUAUUUAUAUGAAAUAUGGUUAUUAUAUUAAAAAAACUUCUAAUGAAGUCGGAUGAUUAUUAAUAUCGUACAGUCAACAGCACAUAUCUUGUCUUAUGAAUGAAUUAACACUUUAUUCUACAUGAAAGGAUAAAUCAACAUAACAAUUUACAUCAAUAAAC
This is a messenger RNA of Diatraea saccharalis (sugarcane borer), 2998 nucleotides long. Lineage: Eukaryota; Metazoa; Arthropoda; Insecta; Lepidoptera; Crambidae. The record is from the annotation of a GenBank genome assembly.